Molecule: messenger RNA, 810 nt
Organism: Anneissia japonica
Lineage: Eukaryota; Metazoa; Echinodermata; Crinoidea; Comatulida; Comatulidae
Exons: 1
Coding region: 1-810 (269 amino acids)
Source: RefSeq, a predicted model, not a curated record
AUGAUUCAAGACAAUAUUUUGGUUGCACCACCUGCACAACCACUUGCUCCACCAGUAGUAGCACCUACAGUAACUUCUGCAGUCAGCCUCAAACUGCCUCCUUACUGGGCACAUGACCCCACCUUGUGGUUUACACAGGUGGAGGCACAAUUCACCACAAGGGGGAUCACAGUCGAAGCUACUAAAUAUGCCUAUUUAGUAGGCUCAUUACAGCCCGAGAUUGCACGGGAAGUGCGUGACUUACUGCUCAAUCCACCGGACGGUGAUCGGUAUGCCCUCCUCAAAGAGGCGCUAAUACGACGCACAUCAGAUUCUGAUCAAAAACGUCUUCGCCAACUCCUCGCUGCGGAAGAGUUAGGCGAUCGCAAGCCUUCACAGCUAUAUCGCCGUAUGCUGCAAUUGCUAGGGGAUCGACAGCUUGAACCCUCCAUAAUGAAGGAAUUGUUUUUGAGUCGCCUUCCUUCCAGCGUCCAACUUGUGUUAGCAUCAACUAAAGAUGAGUUGGACAUGCAAAAUUUGACAACACUUGCAGGUAGAAUCCUGGAAGUCUCUACAACUGCUCCAUCUUCUUCUAAUUUAUUAUCUAUUACAGAGGAGUCAACUAAAUCCAGCGAUUUACAUGAAUUGAAACAGCAAAUUCAACACCUUACAUGUAAACUGGAGGAAAUGCAAACGCAUAUUCGGGGCAGAAGUGAAAGUCGAGGGCGACAACAGCAUUUUCGCCAGCAAUCCCGUUCACCAUCACGCGAUAAACAUGUGAAGGAUGAUGUUUGUUGGUACCACAGAACAUUCGGAAGCGGCUCUCCGUAA